GACGGUUGUUGUUCCAGCUGUACGCAAGGACGCAGCCUCGUGGCUCACUGGGAUCCCGCAUUGUCCCUCUCCACACGAAGACCUCUGGCAGCGGCCCGGCUCCGCUGCUGCUGCUGCGGGAGAGUGACUCUGCUGCUGCAGGAGCAGCAGCACGGCGCAGGGAGAAAGGGAAGGCUAGCUACAGGCAAGGCCUUGUGAACAUCCCCGUUGUGGGGAGGAAGCAAAUAGCAGCAGCAGCAGCAGCAGCAGCAGGCCCACCCGCUGCUGGUGCUGCUGCUGCUGGGCGCGUGCGGCGCCGCCCGCUGCGGAAGACGCUGCAGCAAAUAAUGGCGGAGACGAAGCGCAGCAUGACGCUAGAGCAGCAGCAGCGGCAGCAGCAGCGGCUGCAGCAGCAGCUGCUGCUGCAGCGCUGCGACAGCUUCGACAGAGAAGCACAAAAGGAUGAACUAGCCAAAGCCUUUCAGCUGGGGGAAUGUUCUUUGCUGCCUCCGCAGGCCCGGCUGCCUUCUUUGGCUGCAGCACGGAAAAAAGAGUUCCUUUCGGGGACUAGCAGCUAG
Messenger RNA from Eimeria tenella, 557 nucleotides. RefSeq lists its product as uncharacterized. The record is from RefSeq and is a predicted model, not a curated record. Lineage: Eukaryota; Apicomplexa; Conoidasida; Eucoccidiorida; Eimeriidae. The annotation marks the transcript as partial. The transcript is spliced from 2 exons.